This is a messenger RNA of Leucoraja erinaceus (little skate), 6025 nucleotides long. It is a transcript of the gene ppip5k2, whose product is annotated as diphosphoinositol pentakisphosphate kinase 2. Gene Ontology annotation, molecular function: 5-diphosphoinositol pentakisphosphate 1-kinase activity; diphosphoinositol pentakisphosphate kinase activity; inositol hexakisphosphate kinase activity. Bases 565 to 4284 code for a protein of 1239 amino acids. Gene Ontology annotation, cellular component: cytosol. The record is from RefSeq and is a predicted model, not a curated record. The transcript is spliced from 33 exons. Lineage: Eukaryota; Metazoa; Chordata; Chondrichthyes; Rajiformes; Rajidae. Gene Ontology annotation, biological process: inositol phosphate biosynthetic process; inositol metabolic process.
AGUGAGAGGGAUCCGUGCGGACGCUUGUGGCGGCGGGACGGGGCGGCGGGUGGAGGCGGUGAGUGUGAAUGGGUGGCGCCCAUGCGGGGCAACGGAGACGGAGAGAGCGGGCAGCGGCAGCGGCAGGUCCAACUCAACAUCAAAAAGAGGAUAUUUAUGAUUACGACUCUGUACUGCUGUCUGUGGGUCUUGCCACCAUUAUCCUUUGAUCCAGAAGAUUGUGGAUUUAAAUCCUACUCCACCGAUGUCAACAAUCUAGUUUGGCACCCAGUGUUGUACUGAGAUUAUGCUGAAGUAUGAGAUGAAAUGUUAAACCAAGAAGGAAGAAUGUAAUCAUGCUUAGCCGUACUGAGAUUAGUCCAUGAUCUAGUACGUUCUGAAAACAUUUAGAAUGUCCACAGAUUAAGUGUGUGAACUUUCCAGUGAUGUAUACGUGUAUUUGGCAGCUAACUACAAAUCAAACAAUCGGCCUAAAGCAACCUUGCUUGGUUGCAUUGGUACACAUAGGAAUAGCUUUUCUGUAGCUUGCAGUUUUGCUGGUGGUUGUUGCUGGGAAAAACAAACAUGUCUGUUCAUGGUCUGGAAACCCACCAUCCUAACUUCUUUCUCGGACCUGAAGAUACAGAGUUAUUGCAGCAAAUGAAACAUGAAGUAUUUGACGACUUUGAACAGGAUGAAGAAUAUGAUUCUCCACCAGAAAGACAGAUUGUUGUCGGGAUCUGUGCCAUGUCCAAGAAAUCCAAGUCCAAGCCAAUGAGUGAGAUUAUGAAACGACUUUGCAAAUUUAAAUACAUAACUACUGUGAUAUUUGAAGAAAGCACUAUUCAAAAUGAGCCAGUGGAAAGAUGGCCACUUUGUGAUUGCCUCAUCUCUUUCCAUUCAAAAGGAUUUCUUUUGGACAAAGCAGUGGCCUAUGAAAAGCUCAGAAAUCCAUUUGUUCUUAAUGAUUUGAACAUGCAAUAUGACAUUCAAGACAGGAGGGAAGUGUAUCGGAUCUUGAAAGAGGAAGGAAUUGAGCUGCCACGUUAUGCAAUUUUAAAUCGAGAUCCAGAUAAACCUGAUGAAUGCAAUUUAAUUGAGGGUGAAGAUCAUGUAGAGGUCAAUGGAGAUAUCUUUCAAAAACCAUUUGUUGAGAAGCCAGUAAGUGCAGAGGACCACAAUGUUUACAUUUAUUAUCCAACAAGUGCUGGAGGAGGAAGCCAAAGACUCUUUCGAAAGAUUGGAAGUAGAAGCAGCGUCUAUUCUCCUGAAAGCAAUGUCCGAAAAACUGGAUCAUAUAUAUAUGAACAAUUUAUGCCGACAGAUGGCACAGAUGUGAAGGUUUAUACAGUUGGUCCAGAUUAUGCUCAUGCAGAGGCUCGCAAAUCUCCUGCUCUGGAUGGCAAGGUUGAGCGUGACAGUGAAGGAAAGGAAGUUCGAUAUCCUGUCAUACUAAACGCCAGAGAGAAGCUAAUUGCUUGGAAGGUUUGCCUUGCUUUUAAGCAAACAGUUUGUGGCUUUGAUUUACUAAGAGCCAAUGGUCAAUCCUAUGUCUGUGAUGUUAAUGGCUUCAGCUUUGUGAAGAAUUCCAUGAAGUAUUAUGAUGAUUGUGCAAAGAUUUUAGGAAACCUCAUCAUGCGAGAGUUAGCUCCACAAUUUCGUAUCCCAUGGUCUAUUCCUACCGAAGCAGAGGACAUCCCUAUUGUACCUACUACAUCUGGCACCAUGAUGGAGCUUCGAUGUGUGAUUGCAGUCAUAAGGCAUGGGGAUCGAACACCAAAACAGAAAAUGAAAAUGGAAGUGCGGCACCAGAGAUUUUUUGAUCUCUUUGAAAAAUAUAAUGGAUACAAAGCAGGAAAAAUAAAGCUGAAGAAGCCAAAGCAGCUACAGGAAGUCUUAGAUAUAGCGAGGCAUCUUUUGGCAGAAUUGGGGCAGAAUAAUGAUUCAGAAAUAGAAGAAAGUAAAGCAAAACUUGAACAACUUAAAACAGUGCUUGAGAUGUAUGGCCACUUUUCUGGAAUAAACCGUAAAGUUCAAUUGACAUAUCUGCCUCUUGGGUGUCCAAAGACUUCAAGCGAAGAAGAUGAAAAGAAGAAGGAAGAACCUUCUCUACUGCUGGUGUUAAAGUGGGGUGGAGAACUGACUCCAGCAGGCAGAGUCCAAGCUGAAGAGCUAGGUCGUGCUUUCAGGUGUAUGUAUCCAGGAGGACAAGGAGAUUAUGCAGGAUUUCCUGGUUGUGGUUUGCUCCGAUUGCACAGUACAUAUCGGCAUGAUUUGAAGAUUUAUGCUUCAGAUGAAGGGAGAGUUCAGAUGACUGCAGCAGCCUUUGCUAAGGGAUUGCUUGCGUUGGAAGGGGAGCUAACCCCAAUUCUUGUGCAGAUGGUUAAAAGUGCUAACAUGAAUGGCUUGUUAGACAGUGACAGUGAUUCCCUGAGUAGUUGUCAGCAGAAAGUUAAAGCUCGGCUUCAUGAAAUUCUACAGAAAAACCGAGACUUCACCCUUGAUGAUUACGAAAAGCUUGCUCCAACAAAAAACAGUUCUAUAAUUAAGUCAAUGCAGUUAAUCAAAAAUCCUGUUAAAACCUGUGAUAAGGUCUACACAUUGAUCCAGAGCUUGACGUCACAGAUUAGGCAGAGGAUGGAACACCAUAAAUCAGCUGACAUUCAGCUUUAUCAUAGUGAAUCACUUGAACUGAUGCUUAGAAGAUGGGCUAAAUUAGAAAAAGAUGUUAAAAUGAAGAAUGGUCGUUAUGAUAUAAGUAAAAUUCCUGAUAUUUAUGACUGUAUUAAAUAUGAUGUUCAACACAAUAGUUCCCUAAAACUGAAUGAUAUGAUGGAACUGUAUCAAUUAUCAAAGUCGUUGGCUGACAUUGUUAUACCUCAGGAAUAUGGAAUUACCAAGGCUGAGAAAUUGGAUAUUGCCAAAGGAUAUUGUACUCCUUUGAUAAGAAAAAUACGUUCGGACUUGCAGAGAACUCAGGAUGAUGACACUGUUAACAAGCUGCAUCCACUAUACUCGAGAGGAGUGAUGUCCCCAGAACGACACGUUCGCACUCGGUUGUAUUUUACGAGUGAGAGCCAUGUACAUUCGCUUCUUUCUAUACUGCGCUACGGUGCCCUUUGUAACGAGAUUAAAGAUGAACAGUGGAAAAGGGCAAUGGGCUAUCUAAACUAUACCAGUGAACUUAAUUACAUGACACAGAUUGUUAUCAUGUUGUAUGAAGACCCAAAUAAGGAACUUACUUCAGAAGAGAGAUUUCACGUUGAAUUGCACUUCAGUCCUGGUGCUAAAGGCUGUGAGGAAGAUAAAAAUCUUCCAUCAGGUUUUGGAUACAGACCAGCAUCUCGUGAGAGUGACACUGGAUCCAAAAUCUUCCUGAAUAUUGACAAUGAUGAUGACUCCGUUUCAAGCAGGGAAGUUGCUGAAAAGUCAACAGUGGCGUUCAGGCCAAUGGUCUCAGAUCCCAUUUAUAUACAUCGAAAAUCCCCACUGCAAAGGUCCAAGAAAAUAGGCUCUGUGGAACAUCGGAUCAGAAGAGAUGACACCUGGGAACCAACAUGUCUUCAGAGAGAUCAAACCUCUUUAUCCUCUUUCACUUUAGGUACAAAACAGGAAGAGAGCCCCCUGAGUCUGUCUAGCCCAGAGUGUAGUGGUACCUGGAUGCAUUACACUAGUGGUGUGGUUGCUGGGCGUCGAAGACGCAGAUCAGGGGACCAAAUCACUUCUUCCCCAGUCUCCCCCAAAUCAUUGGCUUUCACAUCAAGUAUUUUUGGCUCAUGGCAACAGGUGCUUCCAGAAACCAGUACUAUUAUGCGAGGUGGAAGAUCCUAUUCAGAACAGAAAUACAGUGGGCUUGGGUCUCACUGUGCAGGCCUGUUUAGAACUACUGUGCUGGGGGGUUCCUCGAGUGCACCUAACCUACAGGAUUAUGCUCGUGCGCAUCGUAAAAAGCUGACAUCAUCUGGCUGCUUUGAUGACGCCACAUGCAGUUCUGCUGUAAAAAGAUUUUCUAUCUCAUUUGCUCGACACCCAACCAAUGGAUUUGAGCUCUAUUCUAUGGUGCCUUCCAUUUGCCCUCUUGAAACCCUUCAUAAUUCACUGUCGCUGAAGCAAGUGGAUGAAUUCCUUACAUCAAUUCCUGAAAGCGAGAGAUCUUCUGGGAUUCCUACUACAUCCUCAGCUUCUGGUAAUAUCAUGUCUCUAGGUAGAAGGAUUUUAAAUACAUAUACACCUAGAAAGGUACUUCCAUCGCCUCGGGCACCAGAUCAAGAAAGUAAUAAAUCUACUUCAUGUGAUUUAACUUAAAGGUGACCGCUUAAAGGUGAAUUUCCUUGAAUUUUUGCCAUGCAGUCUCUAGAGGAUCCUCCAAGGAUGUGUCUAUUACUGGGCAGUCUUCAUUGACUGAAAAUUCAUCCUAUGGUCAAAGUGACAAUGGGACAACUUUGUUAAGCACCAAAGACAGACAAAGCUGAUGAAUGAAAUCUACUUGAAGUCAGCUCGUUCAAACCAGUUGUUCAACAUGGAAAUUAAUGGAUAUGUCCAUAAUGAGACUUAAGGAAAUAUAUGCUUCGUUUCAAAUUCUUCAAUAUCCUGCCAUCAAUUAUGUGUAUGCCAAGGUUGGUGUUGUGUUGGAUUUUUAUUUUGUCCGCAGAUGCAUCAUUUUCUGUAGCUUGGAAUAGAAUCUAAUCGGUGGUGCAAUCAAAUUGAGAAAAGCAAGAAUUCCUUUACAUGGUUAACCUCAAGAACAAUUCAUUUAAUUAAACUUAUUACUUGUUAUUGAAGUAAAAUGUGGCAUUUUCUGUGUUAUAGACUAAAUUAGAUAUUUUCGUCCAAAUCCACUGUUAAAAAGUUGCCUGUUAUUUUUGCAUCUGUAAUAAACAAAGCCUCCCAAAUUGAUUUUAUUCUCAUAUCAUUGGGUCCAAGAUAAUGAAUAAAGAAGUAGCAUUUUCCAGGCAAUCCAAUUCUUACAUUCUUCAUUCCAGUGUGUUCCAUUCAGAAUAUCUAUUGAACAUAUACUACAGCUUAGGGUGAAUGGCCCCACGUGAUUUAAUAUCUUGUGCAGACUAUUAUUUCGGAGUGUAUGGCUGUUAUAGAUAGAAAAGGUUAGUGAACGGCUUGCAUUUCAUGCCCUACAUCAUUCCAAGGAUAUUUUAGAUAUGAUUGGUAGUUGCCAUUCCCUGUCCCUGCUACGUAAAAAGGAUUGUUUGCACCACUUUUUGGGUCACAUUGGUCACAACAAUUUUUUAAGUAGCCAUGUUUGUGCUCAUUUCACCAGCACUGUAAUUUAAACUAUUCUAAUUUUUGCAUCUCAAUGAAAUGUUUUUGUUUUCGACAUAGGUUCACAUCAAAGAAAUAUGUGCAAUUUUUAUGUUUUUUGUCUAUGUAUGUGUAUAUGUAUAUAGAGGGGAAAAAGUGUCUAUUUUCCAUGGUUAAAAUAACUAUUUUGAACUAUGGUACUUGAUGGUAUUUUUAAAGUUAUAUAACAUGUUAAAACUGACACAAGAUUAUUUUUAUUCUGAAGAAUGCCAGCUAUCUAAAACUUUUUUUCUGUUGUUUAAAAUAUUGUCUAACUGUACAAACAUGAAGCUUCUCUGGUUCGAGAAUGUUAACUGGAAUUUAUGUUACGUUCCAGAAUUAGCUGUGAAUAAACUGUAUUUGAGAUGUUAUAAUUUUCAAAAUAUAAAUCUGGGUGUAUGUUUUUAUAUGAAAUGGAUUGCAGAUAUGUUUUGUAAAUAAGAUUUUAUGUAUGUAUAGGUCAGUAUUUUCAUUUACAAACAAGCAACAGAGCGCAUUGCUUUCAUCUCUACAACUUUGUUGUCUUGUAUUUACAUACUAUGGAAUAAUUUCUCUUGCAGAAAUGUCUGUAUUCAGUGAAGAAUUGAGCAAUGUUACAUUUUCUUUAAACAAGUUAAAGUAUAUAAUAAUAUUUCCGUUGUAACUCAGGAGUCUAUUUCAAUAGUCAAGUAAAGUUUUAAACAAUAAUUUGGUAUAUUCUGUACUACAUAUGCAUUGUACAAAGCUGACGUAAUAAACUGGUGUCUUCGAG